AUGGAGGUGGUGAGCGCUUUCCAUGGCGCAUUGGGUCCCCUGCUGGGGAAGCUCACGGCUCUGCUCGCCGAUGAGUGUGGCCGUCUCAAAGGCGUCCGCCGUGAGAUUCGCUCGCUCAAAUCUGAGCUAACCAGCAUGCAAGCGGCGGUUCAGAAGUACUCCACGUUACAAGAUCCGGAUUUCCAGGCGAAAGCAUGGAUAUCGCUGGUGAGGGAGCUUGCCUAUGACACCGAGGAUGUCAUCGACAAGUUCAUCCACCAGCUCGGUGAUGGCGGCCACCAAAGUCGGAGUGGCUUCAAGGAGUUAUUCCUCAAGACUAUUCGUGGUCUCAAGACGCUCAGGUCUCGCCGUGGAAUCGCCAGCCAAAUCGAUGACCUGAAGGUACGUGUCAAGGAGGUGAAAGAGCUCAAGAAUAGUUACAAGCUGGACGGUACUGCUCGUAGCACCUUUGAGCAUUCAGCCGUGGAUCCCCGGUUGUCCGCUCUUUUUGUAGAGGAGACACAUCUUGUGGGCAUUGAUGGUCCAAGAGACCAUCUCGUCACUUGGAUGAUGGAAGAAGAAAAUAGUUCGGCCAAGCAUCGCAGGGUGCUAUCUAUUGUUGGGUUCGGUGGGUUGGGAAAGACGACAUUGGCAAAGGAAGUCUGUCACAAGAUCCAGGGGCAUUUUGAUUGUCAUGCUUUUGUCUCUGUCUCACAGCAGAGUGUAAAGAAAAUUAUGAAGGAUGUGAUCUCUCAAGUGCCUUGCAAGAAAGAUUUUAUAGAAGAUAUCGACAUUUGGGAUGAAAAGAAAUUUAUUGGGAAGCUUAGAGAACUGUUACAAGAUAAGAGGUACCUCAUCGUUAUUGAUGAUAUAUGGUCUAUAGCGGCAUGGGACACUAUUAAAUGUGCUUUCCCAGAGAAUAAAUUUUCUAGCAGAAUUAUAGCAACUACACGCAUUGUUGAUGUAGCAAGGUCAUGUUGUCUCGGUGGUAAUGACCGCAUGUAUGAAAUGGAAGCUCUAAGUGAUGUUCACUCCAAAAAAUUGUUUUUCAAGAGAACAUUUGGAUCCGAGGACAGUUGCCCGGAAGGGCUAAAACAAGUUUCAAAUGAAAUAUUGAAAAAAUGUGGAGGCCUACCACUAGCAAUCAUCAGUAUUUCAAGUUUAUUGGCAAACAAACCAUCCCUCAAAGACGAGUGGGAGAAGGUCAGAAGGUCAAUUGGUUCUGCGUUGGACAAGAAUAGAAGCUUGGAGGGCAUGAAUAGCAUCCUAUGCCUUAGCUACAAUGAUCUUCCACCUAAUCUGAAGACCUGUUUAAUAUAUCUAAGUAUAUUUCCUGAAGAUUAUGUGAUUGAGAGAGAGACUUUGGUGAGACGCUGGAUAGCAGAGGGAUUUAUCUCUGAAGAGCGUGGACUUAGCAAACAAGAGGUCGCCGAGAACCACUUCUAUGAGCUAAUCAAUAAAAGCAUGGUCCAACCAGUGGACGUUGGCUAUGAUGAUAAUUUAAUCAGUGUGGUAGGCCACGGGCAAACUGAUUUGGUAAAUCGCAAUGGUGCUAUUCGUCGACUAUCAGUCCAACACAUUGAUCAGCAGCUUGUGUCUGUAUUGGAAAAUCAAGAUCUAAGCCAUGUCCGAUCCCUAAGAGUAAUAACAUCAAGUUGCAUCAAACACUUGCCUAGCCUUGUUAAGUUUGAAACUUUGCGUGUACUGGAUUUUGAAGGUUGUCAGGGUCUGGAAGAGUAUGAUAUGAAUGGUAUAGAUAAACUAUUCCAGCUAAAGUACUUGAGCCUAAGGGGAACUUAUAUGUCAGAGAUCCCCUCAGGAAUUGUGAGGCUUUAUGAUCUGGAGACGCUGGAUCUUACCAGUACAUAUAUAAAAGUGUUACCAUCCAGAAUUGUUCAGCUCACUAAACUACAAUAUCUACUCGGAACAUUUCAUUCUUUUGCCUCUCUUGAUGGCCAUAUAAAGAUACCCGAUGGGAUUGGAAACAUGAGUAACCUGAGGGUUAUCACAGGCUUCAAUAUUACCAAGAGUUCAUUAGGUGCUGCGGCAGAGCUUGGGAACCUAACCAGUUUGAAUGAAUUGCAUCUACAGCUAGACGGUAGAGGAUCUGAGAAAUAUAAGAGGCACGAAGAGAUGUUACUCUUCUCACUAUGCAAGCUUGGCAGCUGCAAACUCCAGUCUUUAUCGAUAGUUUCACGUGAUCCAACACCCCUCCAGUUUUUAGAUUCUUGGUCCCCUCUGCCAUCUUCCCUCCAGAGAUUUCAGAUGACCACCAACUACUAUUUACCGAAGAUUCCAAAUUGGAUCACACCAGCACUCGCCAGUGUGGCAUACCUAAACAUUAAUUUAGUAAAAGCAACGGAGGAGGAUCUGGGCGUACUUGGAGAGAUACCUGCCUUAAUUUCCCUGCUGCUAACUUUCGAAACUGACCAGGAAGAAAGACUUACCAUCAGAGGCCAUGGAUUCCCCUGUUUGAAGGAACUCUACAUUUACCGUAAUUCUCGUGCGAUAAACCUGCUGUUUGAGGAAGGGGCGCUACCGAAGCUUGAGAAGCUUGACCUGCCGUUCUUAGUUUCAUGGGCAAAAUCCAAUGGGUUCUACUUAGGCAUUAGCCACCUCCCAUGCCUGAAACAUGCUACAAUCACUCUUGUUGCCUAUGGUUGUGCCUCAUCUUCAGAAAAUAGGGCCGCAGCAGCAGCCAUAAGGAAUGAAGCAAAUGCCCACUCCAAUGAUCCGAGGCUAAUUAUCCGAGGAGAAAUGGAAGAGGGCGAGGAAGACAGUGACACCAAUGAGGAAGAGUUUGAGAAGGAGAAUGACACCAACGAGGAAGAGAGCUAG
Molecule: messenger RNA, 2817 nt
Organism: Miscanthus lutarioriparius
Lineage: Eukaryota; Viridiplantae; Streptophyta; Magnoliopsida; Poales; Poaceae
Source: the annotation of a GenBank genome assembly